UAGAAAGGUAAAACUGCUGUAGAAGCUUAGUUUUUGUUUUGUGUUUACAACUGUCUACAGCACACUGCGAAGGCGUGCAUGCGUGUAAGAGAGAAGGCGAUCACGCCAGCCAAGUCAUUCUUCUUAAAAAUGGCGUCAUGUGAACAAAACGCAAAAAGAGCGAGUAAGCUGCAGCUAUCGGAGCAGCGUGAAUAUAAUUUCUCUUACUAAAGCUGCGACGUGGAGCAUCUGUUCGGCUUAACACGAGAGACAAUAGACAGUUAAAUAUACGGGGAGAGGAGGGGGGAGGAGGUGCUCCUGUCCGCCGCGGUUCCCCACACCGCCCCCGAUCCCCACUCAGUCUACAGGCUUGUCAAGCAGAGGAAUAAACAGAAUCGGGCGCUGGAAGUGAAGAUAUCCCCCCUCCCUCCCGCUCACUAUCUGUGCAUCUUCAUCCAGCUCUUUCUUUCAUGGAGAGGAAUUAUCCCGCUUCGGGCUUCGGAGAUCUGGGGACUGGGACGGGAUGGAGUUACGAGAGAUCGGCCAAAGCAAGCCUCGUGUAUGGGAGCCGCUCAUACCACCCAGAGUCAGAACUACUCCACCGUCAAACCUAUGGCACUCCACACCCACUUCAAGGCUAUGCAGCAAGUCAUCACCCAGGGAGCUCAAGACAGGGUGGAGCUUGGGGUGGACGAACACUAGGUCUGUCAGGGCUGUUUGACUCCCGUCUCCAUCAUGCCAGCCCCUCAGGUCCCGACCCCUCUGUCAUGAAUCUGAUUUCAGUUCUGGAUUCACGGCCUCCACAGCCCUCACCCUCUGCUUCCUCCCUUCUCUCUCAGUUCCACACAUCCUCUUGGCAGACUGCCAUGCAUACACCGGCCCCAACGGACCUCUUUAUUUCAGGGGCACUUCCAGGUUCAAGCUCCUUUCCCUCCUCCUCAGCCCUUUCUGCAUACCAGAAUCCUAGCAUUUUUUCUGGACGAUCAUUCACGCCCUCAUUAUCCCUGCAGGAUACAACUACAUUUAGCCGAACUUCUAAUGGCUUGAUAUCCCCACAUGAUCCCUUGGUACAUAUCAAAAGAUCCUCUCAGUCCAGCUUGGGCUUUGAUCACUUGCUGUCUUCCCAGAGCACUGCCUUCCGGGGCUCCCAGGAAUCUGCAACUCCCCAGACCCAAGACCCUUCCACUUCCUCCAAUUGCCACCUGUCCCCUCCCCACUUUAAUCUGUUGCCCUCUCAGCUUCAUAACUCAUCCUCUCAACUAUAUAAUGCCUCGAUGUCCUCAUCGAUGGCAGCCCUGCCACCUGCAGUUCUUCCUGAGCCUCAGCCACUUCCACAGACAGCAAUUUCCCGCCAUGAUAGUGUGAUCAAGCAUUACCCUUGCUCAUCUUCAGCCCACACCACAACCCUACAAUCACAAUCCUAUGCCAGCUCUGGUGGUUCAUCUGGCUACCACCAGCUAGUCAGCCAUUAUCAGCAUUCUGGUGUGUCCUGCAGUCCACUGGGGAAACUGAGCGUAUCCUCUGACCCCAAGACCUCACCACAGAUGGAAUCCCAGAUAUAUCAACCUGUCAUCCAAACAGCCUAUACCUCAUCAUUAUCCAGCUCCUCAACUCCCUCCUCCUCUUCAGCUACUACUAAAGGUGCCAAAAGUUCCUGCUCCACAAGUAACUAUUCGUCUUCUUCCUAUACCCCACAAACUCCACCACCAACCUCCUCCACCACCUCCUUAUCCUCUUCUAGCUCAAAGACCAGAACUAUUUCUCUGUCUGCUCCCUCUCUUCAGCAACCCACACCUCAGUCAGCACUAGUACCACCUCUUCUCCCAGUGGUGUCAUCAUCCCUUGUACAACAAGCAGCAGCCAGUCAAUGUCUGUCCACCUAUGGCUCUCAAUCUGUGACCAAACCUAGCACGAGCUUGCCAAACCAGACCCCUCCCCAGAAACACAUUCAGUCGUAUUCCCCCAACCUGCCACCAUCUACACACAUGAAUGUGCAUUAUGAUGGCUUCAACUCACCCCAUGUCCGGGAUUUGAGCACUGGAGCAAGGAGCAGUGGGGGGAAAGACAUCAUGGGUGUAGGCUCUGGUGAACGCUCCUUCUCUGCAGAGAUAAUUGCUCAAGACUCAAGUUUUGUCUCAACAUCUCUCAGAAAACCACACACUCCAUCCACUGAAUAUGGGAGUGGAUCAGCUGGGAGUGGACCUGGUAUUCACAGUGUAGUAGGCUCUGUGGUAACUGGGAACGGGGCUGCUGGUAAUGAAGGCAGUAGCGCCUAUCACCUGACUGAGUCUAGUACAUCACCUUCAACCAAUUCUACUAUCAGUUAUUCAGGAUUGCACUCUCCUGUAGCUGCUCGACCUGUACAGUCCCCUGGAGGCUCAGGGGCAAAUAAAUACUUUUCUUCGAUCCCAGCUCCUACUUUUAUGUCCUCACCACAAGGUUUCCCUGAUAACCGACAAGCUCGGAAUCAGUUGUACCAGUCAACACCCCCGAACACCAAAACAGAGGCCACAAACAUGCUGGGAGCUGAGGAAUCCCAAGACGAAGGAAACAGUGAAGAUUUCCUUAUCCACCACUUACUACGUCCACAAAGCUCAAAUUCCCAUUCUUCCCAACAUCACCCACAUUCUGAGCAACUGUCUCAACCAAUCCUUCAUGGGGAGAGCAAGGGAAUGACACACGAUCUUAACAAGACAUCAGAAGAGCUCUACCAGUUUCAGAGUGUCAUUCGUACCAAUAACAUUACCAGCAAUUCUGGUCUUGGAAUGGCAAUUAAUGAUACAGUGAGCUUAGACAGACCAUUAGGAAUAUCACAGAAGAAACAGCAGGCCAGGUCAGACUCGAUCAUGUCAAAGUCAAAUACUUCAGGGGUGCGAAGAAUAUCUGAUUCUCAUUCUCAUGCCAUCCACUCGCAUCAUCAGCAAAAUGAGUUAAUGGGUUCUGCGGUCCAUUAUGGAAGAGGUGAUCCCUACAUACAGCACCCAAACUCCCAGCAUCCUCAUAGCACUUCACAUGUGUCCACACACUCUCAGCACUACACUCAGCACUCUCAAAUCUCCCAGCACUCUCUGCACACUCAGUAUAGUCAUCGUAAUUCCCUCCCACAAAGUCAUUCUCAUAUAGAGAUUAAGAAGCCUUCAGAUGCAAAUGACAAUGCCUACUAUGCACCAGAUGUACAGCAAACUCGACAAAGCCAUGUCUCUGUCACUCUGAUGAAUAUGUCACCAGACCAUCCCAAGCAAACUCACAUGUUACAGUCUGUCCCUUCUCACACUAUUCAAAACAAGCUGGAUUCCCAACAAGCCCCACAGCAGCAACAGAAGCACCACCACCAACAGCAGCAAUAUCAGCAAGCUAUGAUGGGUUCAGUUAGAAGAGCAGGGUCUGCUGGGUUGGAAUCCCAUGUACAGAACCAGUCCUCACAGAGUCUAGAUACCCACUACAGUGGAACCCAUCCAACGUAUCAAACACGAGCCAGUCAGAGUUCAGUAUCUCCACUACAGAUGCUAGAUCAAUCACUUUCUCAGGCCAAUGGUACAGACAGUGGAAAAUCUCUGGACAGAAGUGGAGCUGAUAUGACUGUGACAGGACAGGAAAGAGAUAGAGGAGACAGACAUACACAACAGCACAGACUUAACACCCACCAGCAUCCUCAACAAACAAAAUCGGAUCUUCAUGACUUCCUUUCUGAACAAGAUUUGGACUUAUACACCCCUUCACACUUGAGCCAUCUCAACCAACCUCAGACCCACCCCCACACCCAUGCUCUGCAACACACUCAGCACACUCAUCAUCAACUGUCUGUUACCACUCAGAAAACUCAUUCACACUUGCAACAGAUGACAAUACAUUUAGCAACACCCCAACAACAGCAACCCCAGGUCACAGAUCCUGAAACACAACUCUCACACUCACAGUUAGAGCAGCUCAAACAGCAUCAAUUUGAGACAGUAAGCCAGACAGAUAAAGUAGGACAGACUCAAGCUCAACUGCAGCAAUGUGCACCUUUGACCUCAAUCUGCUUUCCAGACUGUGUUUUUCCUGAGAUGGAGGAUCUGUUUUGUUCAUCUGAAUACAAAUCAAGCUGUGCAGGGGCAGGACACAGUGCUCAAGAAAACCUCAGCCAGGGUCACAGACCGACACAAGAGGAUAUGGAGGCUUUAAAAUCAGGAGAUGCUGCAGAGGGCUAUAAUAUGGUUGGUCAUCAAAGCAAUCAAGGAUUUGGACAGUACUGCCAAAGACUUUCAAGAACAGGAAAUGGUGAUCUGCACUUAGUCCAUGACUGUCUGAAGACUCAUGAGCUUCCUUCCACUGUGAAUACUGACCAGCUUGGCCUCAUCCAAUCCCAAACUCCCAUUAUGGGAUUGAAUUCAGCAGUUCAAGAGGAUAGCUUAGUCAACAAGAUGAUAGCAACUGUGGGAGCGGAUGAAAAAUCCAACAGCACUGGUGUAACCUCUCCUAUCUUCUGUUCCUCUCGACCCAAAAAACUGCUGAGGACCAGCUCAUUUCACUUGCUUAAACAGCGACGUGAGCCACAACCUCAAACAAAGAAAAACUAUGCGCAGGAGUAUGAAUUUUGGGAUGACGAAGAUAAAGCUGAUGUUCCAGCAGAUAUUCGCCUUAACAAUCGCCGGCUUCCUGACUUGCUGCCUGACUUGGUGUCCAGUUGUAGAAAACCUGGUGGGGUUUCUGGAAUAAGUGGACUAAGCCCACAAAUAGGUGACAUGGCCUUUUGCCACCCCUCCAGCUACUCUUCUCUUGGACACCCUUCGCAACCCCCCCCUCACGAUGGUCCUAAGAAAAGGGGCAGGAAACCAACUAAACCAAAACGUGAAGGACCUCCUCGGCCACGAGGUCGCCCACGUAUACGUCCUCUUCCAGAACCUCCUUACUGUAGGUGCCUGUUGGGCUCUGCGGCUGGAGAAAAUAGGAGGGGGCGUAGCCGAGGUCGAGGGCGAGGCAGACGGGAAGAAGGAAAAGUGCAAAUGCAUCGGGAUAUGAACAAAACACAAACCCUUUCAUAUAAUCACCAGCAACAGUAUCAACAGCAACAGUGCAGCCAACAACAGCACCUCCAACAUCAUCAACAGCAACAUCACAGGCAGCAGGCGGAUCUCCAUCAGCAGCUCCAACAACAUCACCACCAUCACCAGCAAGAACAUGUUUCCUGUCCCCACCCUCAACUGCAUCAUCAUCAACAACAGCAUACAUCUCACCAGCCACAGCAAGAUCCAGUCAGAACUUUUAAGAUCAAACUGCCCCUUGCCACUAUGUCUCCACCAGAGUCCUUGUUGAGGACAGACUCGCUAUCCAGCAGUGAGCCUGUUCUCUCUGAGGGAUCGGUGGGGUCGGCACCAUCUCUGGGCUUGAGUCCUGGUCCCACUACCACUGUUGACUACAACAGAAAUGAGGGGAAUCAGACAAAAGACGAGAUGAUGAUACAUCAGCAGAGAGCGAAGGAGCUGGAGGUGGAUGGUUGGAAGAAAGAAACUGACAAUUCACUGAAUCCUGAAGCCUGGACUGCUAUGCAGAAACUCUCAAAUUCAAUUGACGAGAAGGUCUUUGACUUCAAACCAAGCUUCAUGGCCUCUUUUUUGGAUUUUCUGAAGACAGGUAAAGUACAGCCAGCCCUUGAACCAAGACAUGAUGGAGGCAACCAAGAAACCUGUUCCUCUAUGAGGGGAGGAAUUAAAUGCUUAUCCUCACCAUCUCCUCCCCUACCACCAACUUCUCCCCAGCAGCCUCCAGGACAGUUCAGCGAUGGCAGCCCGGGUGAAGGGCCAGACCUAACCCUCAGUAGCUGCCAAAGUCCCUGCAAACCUCUGGAUGAUGAACUGAAAAGAAACCUGGAGACUCUCCCCUCUUUCUCCUCUGAUGAGGAGGAUUCAGUAAAUAAGAACCAGGACUUGCAGAAGAGCAUCUCAUCUGCAAUCUCUGCCCUCUAUGACACUCCUCACUCACUGGCUGCUGCAGUGGCUUCUGCAGUAGUCAAAGCACAACCCAUGCUUUCUCCACCCACGCCACAGGAGCCGUCGCUCAGCCCGCCUCUCAAGACCAAUUCUCCCCUCAUUCCUAGUAUGGAGAGCAUAAAAGAUGGGGCACUUGCACACACUCAGCAUAACACACAAAGUAAACAAAACACACGUGAGGAACAAAAAAUGAUCUCCACACUGUCAGACAUGGAGGGGGUAGGAUCUCAGCAUGAAAGAGAAGAAGAAAACAGCAAGAAGGAGGAAGGCGAGGAGAUGGCAAGCAAAGAAGAAAACAUGAGGCAUUCACACAAUAUGUUGCAGGGACCAGCGGAAAAGCAGGAGAGGGAGGAUACAGCAUCUGACACGCAGAUUAUGGAGGGCCAUGAUGAUUCACCAUCAGGACGCGUGCCUGCUCCUGCACCUCCAUCACCAUUCAUCUCCUCCUCACCGCUCACAUACUCAUCAUCAUCGCCUCUCCCUCCCCCGUCAAUCUCUGUACCUUCUCCACCACCAGUCCAACAGAAUGAGGAAGAAGUCAGUCUAAAUGAUCUUUCUUCUGAUCAGCAUAUGCAGCAAUCCUCCUACCAGCAGGCUUCAACUGCAGCCACCUCCCCACCCCCCUCCACCUCGCCACCAGUCAUCACAUCGUCACCGCUGUUCAACCUUCCCUUCGGCCAAUCGACCCCGCCCCCAUCCACCACAUCUCCCCCAUCAUCCUCUGAUCAGGAUCAGGAACCUGAAGCUGGGUUGCCUUACUUUUCCACUUUAUCCUCCUCACCCUCUUCAUUGUCCUCUCACCCACCAUCACCUCCAACGCCAGAGGAGGCCCCACAAUCCCAGCGUCUUACCUCCCUUCACCUGGCAAAGAAGCAGGCUGAUGCUGCCAUCGCUGGGGAGAGUGAAGAAGAAGACAGUGAGAGUGGAGGUGAGGGAAUCUUCCGUGAGCGGGAUGAGUUUGUGGUGCGAACUGAGGACAUUGGUACUCUUAAGAUGGCCUUGCAGACAGGCCGAGAGCCUCCACCUAUCUGGAGGGUGCAAAAAGCUUUGCUCCAGAAAUUCAGCCCAGAGAUCAAAGAUGGUCAAAGGCAGUUCUGUGCAACAAGUAAUUAUUUGGGUUACUUUGGUGAUGCCAAAGUGCACUACCAGCGUUUAUAUGUGAAGUUCUUGGAGAAUGUCAACAAAAAAGAUUACGUCAGAGUGUGUUCACGAAAGCCAUGGCACAGAGCUGGCCUGACUCUGAGACGCCAGCCUCUACCUAAACAGCUGCUGACCAUUCACAAUCAGAGCCAACCUCGAAUAGAUAGUCGACACAAGGAGAGACGGAAUGAAAGAGAGCUAAUGGAGCAGAGAGAAAGAGAAAAAAGAGAGAGAGAAACAAGGAAAAAAGUAGAAACGGAACAUAAGGAAAGAGAAAGGAAGGAGGAGAGAGAUCGCAAAGAACAAGAAGAAGAGAGGCACAAGAAAGAAAAAGAUGGUGGAGAACAAAAUGAGAGGGGCCACAGAGAUGUGAAAAUGGAAAGUGAGAGUGAAAGAAGGGAGAAGGAGAAAAAAGAAAGGGAACUUAAAGAGAGGCAGCAAAGGAAAAAGGAAAAACAGGAUAGGGAGCAGAGGGAAAGGAUGAACCAAGAGAGAGGAUGGAAAGAAAAGGAAAGAUCACUGAGAGAACAAAAAGAGAGGGAGAGGAUAGAAAAGGAGAAACAGGAGAGAGAGAGAGAACAAAAACUUAGGGAGAGGGACAUGGAGACAGAUGGUGAGCCGAAAGAAAAGGAGAAAGCUCAGGAAAAAGAAAAAAAGGAGAACAUGGAGCAAGUCAACAGAGAUUAUACAAUGGCAUUAAAAGAAGAGAAGAACCGAGGAGACAUAAAGAUGGCAUUUCAGGGAAGAGCCAAGACUUCAAAGGACAAGGCUGAGCCUCCACCCAAGAAAAGGAAGAAAUGGUUGAAGGCGGUGCUGUCCUCUUCAUCUGAGUCCGACUACUCCUUACUCAGUGAUGAUGAAGGGCCUGCGCGGGGUGGAGUGAACAGUCGAGCCAUGAGGGACAUGUUCAGGAGCUAUGUGGAGAUGUUGGUCAGCACAGCACUUGACCCUGAUAUGAUUCAAGCCCUAGAGGACACAGAUGAUGAAUUAUACCUCCCGCCCAUGAGGAAAAUUGAUAGCAUGCUCAGUGAACAGAAGAAGAAGUUGUUGAGGAGAGUCAACAUGAGUGCUCAGCACCAGGAGGCUUUACAUAUAUUCCCCAAAAUGACAGCAGAUCCUGUGGAAUCUGGAGUUGUCAAAGUUCACCUUGGUGGGGAGGGCUACAACCGCAAGACUCUCAACCAAAUCAAGAGGAGCAUUCCUAAGCAGCAGGAUAUGAAACUUUCGAUUGACAUUUGCCGGAUAUACAGUUUGUAUCAUUCUCUUCACCACUACAAAUAUCACACCUUCCUGCAUUGCAAGAAGGAGACAGACAAUAUUGAGCAGGCAGCGGAGGACCCUGGCCAGGAGGAGGUGGUGCAGCAGUGUAUGGCGAACCAAGGCUGGCUUGAGAGCCUCUUCAGUUCUUUCAUGGAACUGCUUACUCUUAGUGCAAAGACCUAAAGGACGAUCACAACCUCUGCCUCCAAAAACAAACAUCCACCUGCAGCAUUAAGUAGGUGGAGGUGUUCAGAAUGUGUGAAACAAAGCAAUCAGAAACUGGACGCCAGAAAUGCAACAAGAGUGGCCCCUAUUUUUUUUUUAAAUGGAAUGUUACCAUUGUAAGUAUUUGCUUUAUUGCUGUGUCCAACUAUUGUACC
This is a messenger RNA of Haplochromis burtoni (Burton's mouthbrooder), 8728 nucleotides long. Its product is annotated as proline-rich protein 12. Bases 450 to 8531 code for a protein of 2693 amino acids. NCBI's taxonomy places the organism in Eukaryota, Metazoa, Chordata, Actinopteri, Cichliformes, Cichlidae. The record is from RefSeq and is a predicted model, not a curated record. The transcript is spliced from 16 exons.